UCCACAGAGACACCAGGUCUUCACUCAAACCAGAAUGGCACCUUGCUCCUACAGCACAGACUACAUCAGCCUCAAGAUGUCCGAAAAGGAAAGACAUAAAUUGAGAAAGCCAGUGGUGGAGAAGAUGCGCAGGGAUCGCAUCAACAGCAGCAUUGAGCAGCUCAAGGCCCUGCUGGAGACAGAGUUCCGCAAGAGCGACCCCAGCGCCAAGCUGGAGAAAGCCGACGUCCUGGAGAUGACCGUCAGCUUCCUGAAGCAGCAGCUUCAGCCUCGGGCAGCGGCCAAUCAGAUGGGCUACAGCCACGGCUACUCUCAGUGUUGGGGAGAGGCUCUGCGCUACCUGUCCUUCAGCUCCAAGGGGAACGUCUCGGUCAAGCAGCGAUAUGGUUCACAUGGCACCCAGGUGUCCACCAAGAAGCUGUGUCCUGAGUCCCCAGCCAGCUCCAAGCAGAGCCCUGUCACUGCAGGGCAGAGUGCUGGAGCUGGGCUGCCUCUCUGGAGGCCCUGGUAGAGACGCUGCACAGACUCUCACAUGGAUCCUUGAGGGGAGUUUGACUUCCUCUCAACUCGUAGGAAAUACGCCUUUCCUUUAUUUUCAUAUGUUUUAUGUACUAUUCAUAUUUUUUUUAUGAGUAUUACUGUUUUGCAGUGUUGGAUCUCUCAUAGAGGAAGAUAUAGUGGCCCUCCAUGGCUUAUUAAUUCAAUGGCUUCAUAUUGAAGGAACAUUGAAUUUGUGAAUAUAUUGUAUAUGAUCUGUGUAAUUGUAUGGUAUGCAUGUGAGGUUGAAUCUCUUAUGUCACCAUUGACAAGCAGCAGAUGUCUGCAAUGUGUGCAGUUAAAACCCUUCUGCCUUCAGUGAAGAUAUCAUGUAAGAGUGUUUUAAACUUUGUACUUACCUUUUUAAAUAUUUUGCAUUGCAAAUUAUAGCACUUGCAUCACAUGAAAAAAGAAAAGGUUGAAAUAUUUUUGAAUGUCAGAGCCAUUGAGGAGAAAAUCUUUUUCUUUCUGUCUAAAGCCUACCCCUGUGGUGACAUUUCAGUGUUCCUUUUGUGAAGGAAAUUGAGUAAUGAUGUUUGUAUGGUGUUUGUGACACUUCUCAAUUGCUCAUUUAAUAAAUUCUUGAUAUGUA
This is a messenger RNA of Anguilla anguilla (European eel), 1129 nucleotides long. Its product is annotated as transcription factor HES-5-like. NCBI's taxonomy places the organism in Eukaryota, Metazoa, Chordata, Actinopteri, Anguilliformes, Anguillidae. Bases 35 to 511 code for a protein of 158 amino acids. Gene Ontology annotation, molecular function: RNA polymerase II cis-regulatory region sequence-specific DNA binding; DNA-binding transcription factor activity, RNA polymerase II-specific; protein dimerization activity. Gene Ontology annotation, cellular component: nucleus. The record is from RefSeq and is a predicted model, not a curated record. Gene Ontology annotation, biological process: regulation of transcription by RNA polymerase II; anterior/posterior pattern specification; regulation of neurogenesis. The transcript is spliced from 2 exons.